AUGGCCACGACGGCGCACUGUCUCUUCUGUUUCGAGACGCUGGCUGCGAGGCUGGAGGGGCGCGAGGCUCUGGACCUCGUGGACAUCGAGCGAAGCUAUGCAGUGUAUGAUGGGAAAAAGUCGUCAUCGUCCAUCCCAUCACCAUCAUCACCAUCAUCACCCCUCUUCGUCACCUGGAACACCACCGAGGGCUUUGACGGUGCGGCCGAUCGGCCGGCCGACGACGAGGCCUCGCACGAGCUGCGCGGCUGCAUCGGCACGUUUGCAGCCGAGCCGCUGGUCACAGGACUCGCUACCUAUGCUCUCACGGCCGCGCUCAAGGACCAUCGGUUCCAACCGGUCAGCCGCCGCGAGCUGCCGCUGCUGCGCGUCGCCGUCACGCUGCUGACCGACUUUGAGCCGGCCGCCGACGCCGACGACUGGCAGCUCGGACGCCACGGACUGCGCAUCGCCUUUGUCGACGGCGGCCGCCGCUACGGCGCCACGUACCUCCCCGACGUCGCGCCCGAGCAGGGCUGGUCCAAGGAACAGACCGUCGUCAGCCUGAUGCGCAAGGCCGGCUGGUCUGGCCGCACCGACCGCUGGCGCGACGGAAUACCAGAAGUGGCGUGA
Molecule: messenger RNA, 612 nt
Organism: Grosmannia clavigera kw1407
Lineage: Eukaryota; Fungi; Ascomycota; Sordariomycetes; Ophiostomatales; Ophiostomataceae
Product: ammecr1 family protein
Exons: 2
Coding region: 1-612 (203 amino acids)
Source: RefSeq, a predicted model, not a curated record